UACACAAUCAUCAUGGCGGCGGCCGGAGCCCCGGAUGGCAUGGAGGAGCCUGGCAUGGACACGGAGGCCGAGACCGUGGCGACCUAGGCGCCCGCGCGGUCCCUCAACUGCGUGGAGGCCGAAGCCGCGGCGGGGGCGGCGGCCGAGGACUCCAGCGCCGCGCGAGGUAGUCUGCAGCCGGCCCCGGCCCAGCCCCCUGGGGACCCCGCGGCCCAGGCCUCGGUCAGCAAUGGCGAGGACGCGGGCGGCGGUGCGGGCAGGGAGCUGGUGGACCUGAAGAUCAUCUGGAACAAGACUAAACACGACGUCAAGUUUCCCCUGGACAGCACGGGCUCCGAGCUGAAACAGAAGAUUCACUCAAUUACAGGUCUCCCGCCUGCCAUGCAGAAAGUCAUGUAUAAGGGACUUGUCCCUGAGGAUAAGACAUUGAGAGAGAUAAAAGUGACCAGCGGGGCCAAGAUCAUGGUGGUUGGCUCCACGAUAAAUGAUGUUUUAGCAGUAAACACGCCCAAAGAUGCUGCCCAGCAGGACGCAAAGGCCGAAGAGAACAAGAAGGAGCCCCUCUGCAGGCAGAAACAACACAGGAAAGUGUUGGAUAAAGGAAAACCUGAAGACGUGAUGCCGUCUGUUAAGGGUGCUCAGGAGCGCCUGCCGGCUGUGCCGCUAUCCGGCAUGUACAACAAGUCUGGAGGGAAAGUGAGGCUUACCUUUAAGCUAGAACAAGACCAGCUGUGGAUCGGCACUGAAGAGCGGACUGAGAAAUUGCCCAUGGGUUCCAUUAAAAACGUGGUCAGUGAGCCUAUCGAAGGACACGAGGACUACCACAUGAUGGCGUUUCAGUUGGGCCCCACGGAAGCCUCUUACUACUGGGUGUACUGGGUUCCAACUCACUAUGUGGAUGCAAUCAAAGACACUGUGCUGGGGAAAUGGCAGUAUUUUUGAAAGCACUUUCACCUCUGGCCCAGGAGACUGACCCAAAGUGAAGGACACUGCUGGGAGAGGCCUGCAGCAUCCCUGGAUUUCAGAGUUCUGGAACUUUGUUCAAAAAUAUCUAUAUCCAAUCUGAGGUGAUGUGGUGACUGAAGCCAGAGGUGAUGUACUUUCACCAUUAGCUUAAUUUUAACUUAAAAUCACCGGUUCCCUUUCUUGCAGUCAGCUUCAUACCAUUUUUAAAAGUCAAUACGGUGUAAAUCAAUAAAUCUGAAUUCUGAAAAA
Molecule: messenger RNA, 1215 nt
Organism: Dama dama (fallow deer)
Lineage: Eukaryota; Metazoa; Chordata; Mammalia; Artiodactyla; Cervidae
Product: ubiquitin domain-containing protein UBFD1-like
Exons: 1
Molecular function (GO): cadherin binding; RNA binding
Source: RefSeq, a predicted model, not a curated record